AUGGCGUUCCCCGAGUUUGGCUUUGGCUGGCUGUACACGGAGCUGCGCCACAAGCUGGAGGAGGAGCUGGACUUUUCAGUGGAGGUGGUGCACUCCACGCGGCUCAAGGCGCUGCUGCAGGGGCAGCACGGGGUGGUGGUGCCGCGCAUACACCUGCCCCUCUGCACGUCCAAGGUGCUUGUGAUGGAGUGGAUAUCGGGGCACAAGGUCAACGACGUGAGGGCGCUCAGGCGCGCCCGCAUCAGCGCACACGCAGUCGGGGUCAAGGUGGAGGCCGCGUUUGCCGAAAUGACCUUUGUGCACGGGUACCUGCAUGCCGACCCGCACCCCGGCAACAUCAUGGUCCGCGCCAAGGGGCGGCGCGGGCUGGGCAGCUACGUGGGCAGCGGCUCAUGGCAGCCCUUCGAGUUUUGCCGGCGGCACACGCCAGUUUUGCCGGCGGCGCGCGCCGACCGCGGCGCCGCCGGCCAGGGGGCGGCCGCGGGCGGUGUGCAUCCGAAGGCUAGCCGCUCCGGCCGGCGAGCCUGCGUGCGCGCGGAGCCGCCGGCCGCACGCGGCCUUGUGGUCCUGCUGGACCACGGGUGCUACCUGAAGCUGCAGGAGGCCACGCGCCGCACCUACUGCCGCCUGUGGUGCUCCCUCUUUGCCGGCGACCGCGCCGGCGCGGCCGCGGCGGCGAUCGAGCUCGGGGGGCAGCGGGCCGGGCAGAUCCUGCCCAUCAUUCUCUCACAGCGCGCGCGCACCAAUGACGGCUGA
Molecule: messenger RNA, 756 nt
Organism: Monoraphidium neglectum
Lineage: Eukaryota; Viridiplantae; Chlorophyta; Chlorophyceae; Sphaeropleales; Selenastraceae
Product: putative aarF domain-containing protein kinase 5
Exons: 8
Coding region: 1-756 (251 amino acids)
Source: RefSeq, a predicted model, not a curated record